GUUUGUUAUUCUGUGGUGUACUGGUCUGUGGUAGUUUAACCUCAAUGUCGUCAAUAAUAUAAAUAAAUAAUCAAGAGGAGGUAAUUAUCCUUAUAACUGGUUUUAGCAAAAUAUGUUAUGGAUCCUGAAGAAAAUUUACAUCGAUUAGAAGGUAGUUCUUCAACAAAAGGUGGAUUAAUAGUUAAGAAAAAACCUCAUGUAUUUAAGGUACCCCAAGUAUCCCUUUUUGGUUUAGAUAAACUUGCAGCCCAAAAAAGGAGAGAAAGGGAAGCAGCAAAUAAAAUAUCCUUUGAUAUCAACGAACCAGAAUUAAAUGAAAUUGAAGAAAGUCAUAAACCUGAGAAAAGUGGAAAUAAAAGAAAGUUUAGAGAACCACAAGAAGAAACACCAACAUAUACUGGGGGAAUUAGCAAAGAAGCUAGAGAACGACUAAGGGAAAGAAUAAGUCAUAACUUAUCAAAAGGAGUAUAUGCUACAACUAAAAAAGAUUCUAAUAAUUAUGAGAAUACAAGACAAGAAGAUAAAUAUAAAGGAAAAUCAGAAAGAGGGAAAUGGAGUGAACAUUCUGACAAAGGAAAGUCUCCUCGAUUUAAAGAUGAACCAAAGACUCCAAAUUUGUAUUUGAAGGAAAGUACCUCAAAAACAUCUUGGGAUGAAGAUGAUUAUGUUCCCAUAAGGAAGUCUGAUUGGGAUUACCCUACUCCCUCCUUACAUAAAUCUAAAAGUGGAGAGUGGUCCGCUAGAAGUAACAAAUCAUCUAAACCUAAUAGAGGUGAAAAAUCUGUUAAGCUUGAAAAUGAAACUCCCAGACCUACUCCUGCCCACAGAUAUAAUGCUUGGGUCAAAGAUAGAAAAAGAACAGGUGCAACACCUAGGGAAAAUGAGAAAGAAAAAGUAAAAUGGGAUAACACUGUUGACAGGGAGAAUUGGGAAGAAGAACAAAAAAGGUUGGAUCGUGAAUGGUAUAAUAUGGAUGAGGGAUAUGAUGAUGAGAAUAAUCCAUUUGCUAAUGUAAGUGAUGAAUAUACAAAGAAAAAGGAGGAACAGUUAGAGCAGAGAAAGAAGAAAAGAUUGUCAGCUCAACAAAGACAGAUAAAUAAGGACAAUGAACUUUGGGAAAGGAAUAGAAUGCUAACUUCAGGAGUUGUCCAUUCUGUUGACCUUAAUGAAGACUUCGAUGAAGAAUCAAUUGAUAGAGUUCAUCUCUUGGUUCAUAACAUAGUACCUCCUUUCCUCGAUGGGAGAAUAGUAUUCACUAAACAACCAGAGCCAGUCAUUCCUGUAAGAGAUCCUACUUCUGAUAUGGCCUUAGUUGCACGAAAAGGAUCUCAUCUUGUUAGGGUUUACAGAGAACAAAAAGAAAGAAGAAAAGCACAAAAGAAACAUUGGGAGUUAGGAGGAACCAAAAUUGGUAAUAUUAUGGGAAUAAAAAAAACUGAGGAUGAAGAAGAUAAGAAAUAUAACAAGGAGGAUGAUAGUACUGAUUAUAAGGCAGAUCAUAAGUUUGCAGAGCACAUGAAAGAUACAGGAGCCGCUAGCAGUGAUUUUGCUAGAAAGAAGACUAUACUGGAGCAAAGACGAUACUUACCUGCUUUUGCAGUAAGACAAGAACUUCUUAACAUCAUCCGAGAAAAUUCAGUUGUGAUAAUAGUCGGUGAAACUGGUAGUGGAAAGACUACACAAUUGACUCAGUACUUACACGAAGAAGGCUACAGCAAGUAUGGAAUGAUCGGGUGUACGCAGCCGCGAAGAGUGGCAGCUAUGUCUGUCGCAAAGAGAGUUAGUGAUGAAAUGGGAACUCAUUUAGGCGACGAGGUGGGCUACGCCAUUCGUUUCGAAGACUGCACUUCUGAAAAGACUGUCAUAAAAUAUAUGACCGACGGUAUACUUUUAAGGGAAAGUUUACGUGAAUCAGAUUUAGACCACUACAGUGCUAUAAUUAUGGAUGAAGCUCACGAACGAUCAUUAAGUACUGACGUACUAUUUGGUUUGUUGAGGGAGAUAGUAGCCAGACGUCAUGAUCUCAAAUUAAUUGUUACUUCGGCUACAAUGGACAGUAGUAAAUUUUCUAUGUUUUUUGGAAAUGUUCCAACAUUUACAAUACCAGGUCGUACCUUUCCUGUAGAAACAUUAUUUAGCAAGAAUCCUGUAGAAGAGCUACGUAGACGCUGCUGUGAAACAAGCUUUACAAAUCCACCUUCAACCCCCCUCAGGAGAUAUUCUCAUAUUCAUGCCAGGUCAAGAGGAUAUCGAAGUAUCGUGUGAAGUCCUUGCCGAAAGAUUGGCAGAAAUAGACAAUGCUCCGGAUUUAUCUAUUUUACCUAUUUAUUCUCAGUUGCAUCUGAUUUACAGGCAAAAUUUCCAAAAGUCUGCAGAAGGAAAUAGGAAGUGUGUAGUCGCCACUAAUAUAGCAGAAACGUCGACUUACCGUUGACGGAAUUAUUUUCGUUAUUGAUUCUGGGUAUUGCAAACUGAAGGUGUAUAAUCCUCGUAUUGGUAUGGAUGCUUUACAGAUUUAUUCAAUCACUCAGGCAAAUGCCAACCAACGUUCGGGAAGAGCAGGCCGUAAGGGACCGGGACAAGCCUUUCGGUUAUAUACAGAGUGUCAAUAUAAAGACGAGCUGUUAAUUACAGCAGUUCCAGAAAUUCAACGGACGAACUUAGCCAAUACUGUAUUAUUAUUAAAAUCUCUAGGCGUUCAGGAUCUCCUACAGUUUCACUUUAUGGAUACGCCACCACAAGAUAAUAUUUUGAAUUCUUUAUAUCAGUUAUGGAUAUUAGGAGCCCUUGAUCACACCGAAGUUUUGACUAAAUUAGGUAGACAAAUGGCAGAAUUUCCUCUGGAUCCCCCGCAAUGUCAGAUGUUAAUUGUUUCGUCACAAAUGGGUUGUACAGCCGAAAUACUUAUUGUAGUUUCCAUGUUAUCAGUACCUUCGAUAUUUUACCGUCCUAAAGGAAGGGAAGAAGAAGCAGAUAGUGUUAGAGAAAAAUUUCAAGUACCUGAAAGCGAUCACUUAACUUUCCUCAACGUUUACAACCAAUGGAAGCAAAAUAAUUAUUCCUCGCAUUGGUGCAAUGAACAUUUCAUUCACGUAAAAGCGAUGCGAAAAGUCAGAGAAGUGAGACAACAGUUAAAAGAUAUAGUAAUUCAGCAAAAGCUAGAGAUGAGGACAGGAAUGCCCUGUCACUUACAUCCUACCUCAGCAUUAUUCGGUUUAGGUAAUACUCCCGACUAUGUAGUUUACCACGAGUUGGUGAUGACUGCCCGAGAAUACAUGCAGUGCGUGACAGCGGUUGAUGGACACUGGUUGGCUGAGCUUGGUCCAAUGUUCUUUUCUCUAAAAGAGACUGGAAAAUCGGGGCGAGCUAAGAAAAAACAAGCAGCAGAACACUUAUUGGAAAUGGAGAAUCAGAUGCAAGUGGCACAAGAAGAAAUGAAAGCACGAAAAGAAGCGGCAGAGAAGAAGGUGGCGGCGAUGAACAAAGGCCAAGAAAUUGUUACUGCUGGGGCUACCCCAAGACGAACACCUUCGAGAUUUGGUUUGUAA
Messenger RNA from Diabrotica balteata, 3548 nucleotides. NCBI's taxonomy places the organism in Eukaryota, Metazoa, Arthropoda, Insecta, Coleoptera, Chrysomelidae. The record is from the annotation of a GenBank genome assembly.